AUGGUUCAGGCGAAAUUAUGUGCAUGCAUUGCUUAUUGCAUCCGGUUGGCUAAUCGAAGUGGGAACGACUCGGCGGCACAAUGCCUUUGGAAAGUGUUACAUGAUUUGCGGCCCGCAAAUGAAUGCAGACCUCAUGCUGUGAAGAUCAGUUUGUUCGAUGCGCUCAGCUUUGGGAGAACUGUGGAUGCAGAAAAUCAGGCCGUGGAUGUUGCAACGCAAACAUUGGACAGGACCUACUCCGAGGCGGAAUGUAAGCAUUGGGCGGAGACGCUGGUCGCGCAUGCUAUGACAGAGUUCAAGGCUGCUACCGGAGAUUUAGUGAAGCGUAUUCAGGCCCUCCAGGACGAGAAUUUGAAGAUGCUAAACUUGAACGGUCGGGUUGACAUGCUGGACGAGGCACUUAGUGUGACAUGCCGGAAGCAGGUCCCGUGGACACGCUUGCAACAUCCAAUGGAGGUCUCUCGAUCCUCACAUCAUCCAUCUUCUUGCGAGCCUCCUUGGCCGGCUGCAUCGGACAGGUCUACUGAAGCUGCCCGCGCUCCCGCUGUGGUUCCUGAAAAAACCCUGCAAGAAAUGAAGGACGCAGAACACUGCAGGAAGAGAGCUCUGAAGGCAGAACGACGACGGCAGCGACAAGCUACUGAGGUGCAGAUGGACUCUUCGAUUUAG
Symbiodinium natans is the source of this 669-nucleotide messenger RNA. Lineage: Eukaryota; Dinophyceae; Suessiales; Symbiodiniaceae. The record is from the annotation of a GenBank genome assembly.